Hydra vulgaris (swiftwater hydra) is the source of this 718-nucleotide messenger RNA. The record is from RefSeq and is a predicted model, not a curated record. NCBI's taxonomy places the organism in Eukaryota, Metazoa, Cnidaria, Hydrozoa, Anthoathecata, Hydridae.
GGGGGAUUAGACACCCCUCCCAUACAUCAACGCCACUUGUGUUAGAGGAACACACCCUUUCUCUGAGUUACUGUGCGUCGCUAGUAUUUAAGGUGAAUGGACACAACAUGCCCUCGAUUCGAUAUGCACGGCUAGUAUAUGUUGUUGUUGCAAAGUUUCCCCAACAAAAAAAAGUCUAUAUAAUUGGUAGAGGUAUUCAAAAGAUGACUAAAGAAAAAAUAGAGGAGAUUGCUUCUUCUUACUUACUUAAAUCUAUGUUUUCUGGUCUGUCUCAAAAGAAUAAAGAAUUGAACAAUGAUAUUCACAGUAGAGUUGCAAUGAAUGAAAAUGAGCAAAUGAAAAUGGGAAGUAUGUUAACAGGAUUUAUGAAACUUGGUUUAGUUUCUGAGGCUGAAAAGUUGUUCCAACAAUGGAAGAGUAAUAUAAAGAGUGAAAAGGUGACUCCAAAGAGUCAAAAAAGUAUGUCCGUCAAAAGGUUAGGUGCACAAAAGAAGACUGCGAUGCAUACAUAAUUGAUCUUCCAAGACAUCUAAGAAAUAUACAUAAUAUUGAUUCUGAAACAGCAAGGAAAGCAAGAGGUUUUUUUGAUCUAAGAAAAACAACAUCUGUAGAUGAAGGUGAAAAAUCUAAAAAUAAAACAAAAUACAGAUGUCCUAUUUGUAGCAUUGCUACAAAAAAUAUACAUGAUCAUUUUUAUAGAUCUCCACAUUAUCUUAAA